Paramecium octaurelia is the source of this 701-nucleotide messenger RNA. Lineage: Eukaryota; Ciliophora; Oligohymenophorea; Peniculida; Parameciidae. The record is from the annotation of a GenBank genome assembly.
AAUUAAUUAAAAUGGCAACAACCAUGUUUCAACAAAAUGAGGCCAACUUCAAAAACAAAGUAGAGGAAUUCAAUGAACUUUAUAAAUAAUAUGCACUUACUUAAAGCAAACAAUUAGUUUUUGAGAAGAUGAAGCUUGUUUUUGUUUAGGCUGAACAAUAAGUAAUGAGAUUGAAUAUAUUUUAAAGUUCAAAUUUAUGGAAAUUGAGUUUGGAUCUUUCACGGAUCUACAUUAAAAAGACUUUGCUUAAAAAAUGAAAUCUAACAAACUCAUUUUUGUGGAAUGCCAAAAAAAACUUAGAGAUUUAUAAUCCAAUCUUGAUAAAAUGCCCUUAUCAAAUGUUAGUAGCAAUAGUAAAAAAUAAGCUCCAUCACCAAUCAGAGGACCCAAUUAAGAUCUACAUACAUAAGUGAAAUAGCUAGACACUCUAGAUUCUCGUUUAUUAGAAGCUGAGGAUACCUAAUUAACCAUUUUAGAUAAUAUACGCAAUCAAAAAGAGAAGCUACUCAAAGCCAUCGAAGAUGUAUUGUAUUUCUCAAAUAUUAUAGACCAAAGAAAUUCAAGUUGGAGUCAAAAUGACUUAGAGACAUGCAACUAUGAUUAAGAAUCGGCAAUCUUACAAUAAAGGAAUUCUCCUAUCGUUAAUAUGCAUCCUAACCAUAGGAAAUAUACUUAUUUUAUAUUACAAAUUCAUUAGUUGA